AUGACAGAGGAGGUAGCGUUUUCCCGUGGAACUGACUGCAGUGGAUCACAAAUCGCAAGCACGCAGCCAGAGAAGACCACCAGAGUUCUGGUCAGAGACCACGUAGAAAAGAAUUCAACUUCGAAGUUCCAACCUUUAAUUAAGCUGCCACUAUAAAUUCCAAGUCAGAGUCCAACGAAAACAAAGAGGGGCUGGAGAAUCGGAAUCGAGUUAUAAUGAAACCAAAUGGUGUUACACUCUGGUUAUGUUCGAUACUUUGUCUAGUUUUAUUAUGUGUUCAAUUUGAAGGGAGUGUGGGAUCCAAGACCAAGAGAACGGACGAGGCAUAUGUCACUCUUUUGUACGGAGAUGAGUUCUUGUUGGGCGUUCGAGUUCUCGGCAAAUCAAUUCGGAACACGGGAUCCAACAAGGACAUGGUUGUCUUGGUCUCCGAUGGUGUCUCUGAUUAUGCCAAAUCCCUUCUCCGAGCUGACGGGUGGAUAGUGGAGAUGAUUAGUUUACUGGCUAAUCCUAAUCGAGUGCGUCCAAAGAGGUUUUGGGGUGUCUACACAAAGCUCAAAAUAUUUAACAUGACUGACUACAAGAAAGUUGUUUACCUAGAUGCGGACACUAUUGUGGUUAAAAAUAUUGAUGAUCUUUUCAAGUGUGGAAAAUUCUGCGCAAAUUUAAAGCAUUCCGAGAGGUUGAAUUCGGGAGUCAUGGUGGUGGAGCCAUCUGAAACUCUUUUUAAUGACAUGAUGAGCAAAAUAAAAACUACCGCAUCUUACACUGGAGGCGAUCAAGGAUUUCUCAAUUCAUAUUACUCUGAAUUUCCCAAUGCACACGUCUUUGAGCCAAAUUUGUCCUCAGAGGUGUUGAGAUCCAGACCCGUUCCUGAAAUGGAGCGACUAUCAACACUGUAUAAUGCUGAUGUCGGUCUUUACAUGCUUGCUAACAAGUGGAUGGUUGAUGAGAAUGAACUCCGUGUGAUUCACUAUACACUGGGCCCCCUUAAGCCUUGGGACUGGUGGACGUCUUGGCUUUUGAAACCUGUUGAUGUCUGGCAGGAUGUAAGGGAACAGCUUGAGGAAUCCCUUCCUGGAACAGGAGGGGGCCAAAAUCCUAAAGACAGUUUUCUUGUGAAAUUUCUCUUUCUGCUACCUUUCUGUGCCUUACUGUUCUUCUGCUAUCAUUUAUUUACAAAGAAUCAAGGGUACUUCAGUUCAUCUUGUAGAAGCUCACUAUUUGAUCAAGUCAAACAUCUUUAUUAUAGGAUUAGAUCAAAUGGGCCACUUGCAUAUACUAGUAUUUCAACAGCAACAACCAAUUCAAUCCAUCAGCUCAUAAAUGGUGCUCAGUACAAGGUUCCUUCUUAUUUGGGUGGUGUUUCUGUCUGCGUCUGUUUUAUGGUUGCAGUGGUGUCUCUGGGACUUGCUCUCUUGAUUGUUCCUCGGCAAGUGAUGCCAUGGACUGGAUUGCUUUUGAUGUAUGAAUGGACAUUCACAAUUUUCUUUAUAUUAUUUGGAGGCUAUAUCCGUUUGGUUUAUCAGUGGGGAAAAAUAGUGGGAUCACGAGUAGCAUCCUCCUUGUCACAUCCUGAAUCAUCUGAUCAUGAUUCAGAAAAACUUCAUCAACGACAGAUGCCAUCUUGUGAUGUUGCCACAUGGUACUAUGGUUUAGGGAUGGCCUUGUUGGCCAUUGCAGCUCCAUCUUUGCCUUGUCUUUUUGGAAUAACUGCCUUGUUUGCUAGGUUAGGUUUGAUGGUUGUUGGGGGCAUAAUAUUGGCUUCUUUCAUGACAUACGCUUCUGAGCAUCUUGCUAUCCGAUCAUUUCUUAAAGGCUUUGAUGAGCGCGAUGUUGCUCGAAGUAAUGCCUCGUGUUUCUUAUGUUGAUUGUGACAGUACCAAGUGAUGUAAACUAUGGUCCAUAUUUCCUUCCUUUUUACUCAUUACAUUGUAACAUUGUUCUAGUUCUAGUGGGAAAUGUAUUUAAGGAAUUUUUGUCUAUCUUCUAACAAUGUAUUUUGCUGAGUUCCUGUUGUAAUAUUAUAGUUAUUCUUUCAACAGAUGACCUUGUUCUAUUUAAAUCACACAUGGAUUCAUAAAAUAGCUAUACACAGUUACAGUGUC
Molecule: messenger RNA, 2108 nt
Organism: Cajanus cajan (pigeon pea)
Lineage: Eukaryota; Viridiplantae; Streptophyta; Magnoliopsida; Fabales; Fabaceae
Gene: PGSIP6
Product: plant glycogenin-like starch initiation protein 6
Molecular function (GO): glycosyltransferase activity
Source: RefSeq, a predicted model, not a curated record